Puccinia triticina is the source of this 201-nucleotide messenger RNA. RefSeq lists its product as uncharacterized. The record is from RefSeq and is a predicted model, not a curated record. The transcript has 2 exons. NCBI's taxonomy places the organism in Eukaryota, Fungi, Basidiomycota, Pucciniomycetes, Pucciniales, Pucciniaceae. Bases 1 to 201 code for a protein of 66 amino acids.
AUGUCAGAGGCACCAGCGGAAUCCAAUAUCAAUCACCCGUCUACCUCACCUGAUACCGGAAAUGGAAAUCAUCCACCUCCGUCUCAUCGCUGGGAGUCCAGUCCAGUCGUGUUCGUACUCCAAGCCACCAGCCAGGAUUCAUACCCAUCCAAGGCAAUUCUUGCCGGUUGCUUGUCACUGAAAGUCCGGCCCCACCACUGA